AUGGCCAUCUCCGUCACCCAAACGGUGGUCGUCGCCAGUCUCGUUGCUUUCGUGGCCCUGACGGGCAUCUUUUGCUACCACUUUGUCCCGCAUCCUGACAUUCGCGGAGCGACCGCGGGCGAAACCGCCCGAAACUAUUGGGCCUGGAUUAUCACCCGUCCGAAGUUUCUCUGCUGUCGCCGGCAAACGGCGGAACUCACCCUGUUCCGCCAACAAGACCCCGAGCACCAUGCGGCUGACGCUACGAAGCCCAUGGUAUCAAUCACCACCAUCCCUGUGGCUGACGCUACGAAGCCCAGGGUUCCCACUAACACCGUCCCUGCGACUGACGAUACGACGUCCCGGGACCACACCAAUUUCGCUCAGUCGACCGCCGCUACGAAGUCGACUCCAUCUGUAACUGCCGACGCUACGACGCAGACAGAUGCACGCCCUCCCUCUACCCCCUGGUUUGUCAAAACCAGCGGGGAUAGGGGCUCAUUCCCGGUCCGUUACAUCGACAUGCCGCCUGGAGCAACUCUGCUCGGCGAAGGGUCGACAUCUGUGGCACCCGCCAACCAGGCCACCACAGAUAACCGGUUUGAGAAUUUGGGACGGGCGAUGGUGAAUAUGGGAACAAUGCUCGGGGUUGCGUUGUGA
Messenger RNA from Penicillium cinerascens, 639 nucleotides. RefSeq lists its product as uncharacterized. The coding region runs from base 1 to 639 and encodes 212 amino acids. NCBI's taxonomy places the organism in Eukaryota, Fungi, Ascomycota, Eurotiomycetes, Eurotiales, Aspergillaceae. The record is from RefSeq and is a predicted model, not a curated record. The transcript is spliced from 3 exons.